AAAUAGGAUCUGAAUUAGGAUCUGAAUCAGAUAUAGACGAAAUAUUUAUGGAAAAAGGAGAAACAAGUAAUUCUAAACAAAAAAGAAAACGUGAAGAGAGUUGGAAUCCCCAUAGUUCUUGGGAAAACUAUGAAAAUGAAACUAUGAAUCAAAAAGGUUAUGCAAAGGCUAGUGGAAAAUGGACAAAAGUUGCAGAAGAAUUUAAACCUUAUUAUGAAGAAACUAAAUCUAAACAAUUAUUAAACUUAGACUGUGUAAGAAAUCCAGAGGAUAUACUACAAAGGUGGUCUAAUGAUAUGAUUAUGCUUAUAGCAACCGAUGAAAAAUUUUCUAAGAUAAACCUAAUGGAUGUCAAGAAUUUAAUAGCUUAUAGAACAACAGAAAAUGUGCUGAAAUUCUUAACGAGUAUUAACGAUGAAACAUGGAAUCAAUAUAUAGGAAUGGUAGAAAAUAAUCAACAAUUUGCUAAACUAAUAAUGGAAUUAAUAUAUAAAGAAUUCAUAGGCUACAAUACUCUUUAA
This is a messenger RNA of Vicia villosa (hairy vetch), 521 nucleotides long. RefSeq lists its product as uncharacterized. Lineage: Eukaryota; Viridiplantae; Streptophyta; Magnoliopsida; Fabales; Fabaceae. The record is from RefSeq and is a predicted model, not a curated record. The transcript has a single exon. The coding region runs from base 48 to 521 and encodes 157 amino acids.